AUGAAGUCUCUGGCUCUGUUUGCUACCCUCCUCGCUGUCCCGGGAGCUCUCUCCCAGGCUUCAGAGUAUGCGCAAUGUGGUGGCAUUGGUUGGACUGGUGCCACUGCGUGCCAGUCUCCAUUCGUCUGCACUGAGUUAAACAGCUACUACAGCCAAUGCUUGCCUGGAAGUCCCGGCGCCACCUCUAGCAGCGCGUCAUCCACGAUCUCGUCGAGCAGCGCCCCGACCCCGACCCCGAGUGGGAGUCUGCCGCGCCUCGGUGGUGUCAAUACUGCUGGCUACGAUUUCAGCGCUGCUACCGAUGGCUCGUUCGUCGACAACAGUGUCAGCCCACCGGUAUCUCAGUACUCUCACUUCGCCUCGCAAGGCGCGAAUCUUUUCCGUAUUCCGUUUGCGUGGUCGGAGAUGCAGCCGACCCUUGGCGGGCCUCUGAAUCAGAGUUUCCUCAGUCGCUAUGAUGCAACCGUCAACGCUGCUCUUGCCACUGGCGGCUAUGUUAUCGUGGACGUCCAUAACUACGCGAGGCUGAACGGACAGAUCAUCGGCCAAGGCGGCCCAACCAACGACCAAUUCGCAAGCCUCUGGUCUCUACUUGCUGCGCACUACGCCAGCCAGUCCCAUGUCAUCUUUGGCGUCAUGAAUGAGCCCCACGAUGUACCUGACCUCGGAGCCUGGGCUACUUCGGUGCAAGCUGCGGUCAACGCUAUUCGCUCCGCUGGCGCCACCUCACAAGCCAUCCUCAUUCCCGGCUCGUCCUGGGCCAGCGCGCAAGCUCUUCCCACGGAGGCUGGGCCGUACCUGCUCAAGGUUACCGACCCGAUUGGCGGCACCAGCAAGCUCCUCUUCGACGUACACAAGUAUCUCGACUCUGACAACUCCGGAACGCACGCGGACUGUGUUACGAACAACGUUGACGUCCUGACGACCCUUGUGAACUGGCUCCAGCAGAACGGAAACAGGCAGGCAAUCCUUUCGGAGACGGGUGGGGGAAACACCGCGUCCUGCGAAACCGACCUGGGGCAAGAAUUGGCCUACGUGAAGCAAGCAUUCCCGACUUUGGUGGGAUUCAGCGUAUGGGCUGCAGGUGCCUUCGACAGCACCUACAUCCUCAGCGUGUCGCCCAACCCUGAUGGCUCCGACCAGCCCCUUUGGGUCGAUGCAGUGAAGCCGAACUUGCCUUGA
Molecule: messenger RNA, 1182 nt
Organism: Punctularia strigosozonata HHB-11173 SS5
Lineage: Eukaryota; Fungi; Basidiomycota; Agaricomycetes; Corticiales; Punctulariaceae
Exons: 16
Coding region: 1-1182 (393 amino acids)
Biological process (GO): glucan catabolic process
Cellular component (GO): extracellular region
Molecular function (GO): cellulose binding; hydrolase activity, hydrolyzing O-glycosyl compounds
Source: RefSeq, a predicted model, not a curated record